GUGAAGCCAGACGCCGUUGGUUGGUGAUACAGAACGCUUUGGAGAAAAGUCAUCAUGAAACCGAAAGUUCAGGCCCAACGCAAGUUUGCUCAGGGAGCUUUUGUGCCACCAAGUCCAAACAUUGUUAAUACUCUUAUAAACAGAAGGGUAAAUACAGGCACCGCUAAUCAAUCGCGUUAUUUUUUUCGUCACAACACUUCUGCAAGGCGUCUGUUAGACUCAAUUUCAUUUGAAGGUAUACAUACACAUAAACCGAUUGUUGUAUUGGAAAGAUUAGAGAACCAACAACAAUUUUUACAAACUGAACAUCAACAUGAUCCUAACAAUGACCUAUUGGUGCCAAUACGUUCUGAACCGUCAAAUAUCGUAAGAAGAUUACCUUCGCGGAGAAAAGCUACAAAUCAAAGUUCUACUGCAUGCUUGUGCUCGACUUCAAAAGGUGAAAAGAAAAAAGUUCAAUCAAAAAGGAGUCGUGUAAAAAGAAAAUAUCCUGUCAAAAGGAUCAGACGUAAAACAAAUAAGAAAAAAAAAUCUGAUAUGAAUUUGAGAUCAUCCCGACAAGCUUCUACCGCCGAUACAGAUUUUUCCAUAGAUGAUGAUAAGCCAUUGAUGUACUAUACCAAAAGAGGAACAAAACGAAACAGCAAAAAUCAAGAAAACCAACAGGCUACGUCGACAACCAAUACAGAAAUCUCACAAAGUUUGCCGGCUGCGUCUGCGUCUCCAAAUGUUGGAAGUGUUUCUCAAUCGACGCCGGUUGUGCAGAUGGAAACUACAAAAGAAAAUGAUGGCUUCUCCGUACCGGUACCGCCAGUUCAAUUUCAAGUUCCUACUAUGAGAGCUGGUGUCUCUCAAUCGGGCCGACCGCGACCCAACACUACGAGGACUGGCGUCCGAUCUGGAUCGAUAACUAAAUAUCGAACUUCAACUUUAUGGGCUGGUACCUAUGAGACGGUACCAUCGUGGCUAGCCCACAAUAGGAGAGAUAUGGGCGGAAGAAAGCAGCUUUGUAAACGGUUUAGACGAUUCCGCACUGGGUCAGGUGCUCAUUUGCGAGUUAUAGUUAACGAAAACCAGGACAAAUGCACUUUAGUCAGGUCUUAUUCACCGACUAGUUCAUAUUGUGCCUCUCACGUCUCGGAAUCGACGAAUAAGUCAAGAGCUACGUCUCCGAUGACUAAUGCUAAUGCUUCUUGCAUAAACUUGCCGAAAUCACCACCUCAGAAUAUGGAAAUCCCUGAAACGACUGUACCUCGUAUAGUGGAAACUUUUUCAUUGGACGACACAUACCGCAAUUCCACGGAUCUACAAACGUUGGUCAACGAAUUAGCUGAUACAUCUCAGUUGGAGACGGUACCUCAACCACUCCAUGAGAUUUUGGAUAUACCUAAAUAUUCUGAUCUGGAUGAGUCUUACUCGAGGAGUGGUGCAUAUGAGAAUGAGGCUCCAGCAAACGCUUUUUCGCUUUAUAGUAGUAAAGGAAUCAAAAACUGGAUGAGUAAGUCGGAAGCUGCAAUUGCAAUUCCUAAUAACGAUACAGAUAGUAUACAAGAAAACUGUACAGAAUAUUCGACGCACCAAUAUCAUUCUCUUCAAGCAACGGCCAAUGAAGUGGACGACGGCGCGGUUGCAGGUCCUUCUACCUUGUAUGAACAAUAUGAUUCGCCUUCUCCUACUCGCACUCCUACACCUACGCCUACUCCUACGCCUACUCCUACUCCUACUCCUGUUCAAAAUCGAAGGAGCCAGAGAAAAACUACUUCAAACACUACACCGAAAAAUAAAACAACACGUACAACUAGACAAAAGAAAAAUAUGAAUACUACUCAAACCUCAGAUCGGGCAAAAAUUUUAGAGGCACCUGUAUUUAAACCGACAGAAGAAGAAUUUAAAGACCCAAUAGCGUAUUUACAAAAAGUGAUGCCAGAAGCCGCUAAAUUCGGUAUAUGCAAAAUUGUUGCACCUCCGGGGUUUAAGCCGGAGUGUAAGCUCGAUGAUUCAAUUCGUUUCACUGCAACGAAUCAAUAUAUUGGAAGAUUAUACAGUCGAUGGGGUCCGGUAACACGUGAAAUAUGUGCCUUGCGCUCAUUUUUGCAAUCACAAAAUAUACCGUUUAUUCAUGCGCCCUUAAUGGAAGGCUUAGAAGUUAAUUUACCGAAGCUGUUUCAAUUUUUACAACGACAAGGCGGGCUCAAGGCGAAAUUAAAAAGCCGCACAUAUUUAGAUACGAGGAAGUGGGGGAGAUUAGCGGAGGAACUCAGAUAUCCAAAUAUAAACGCUUCGGCAAAAAAACUAGAUCAAAUAUAUGUAAAAUAUUUGUUACCGUACGACGCUCUCACUCAAAAGGAACGUCAAGAACUUGCGGAGAAAAUGGAUAAGAGAUGGUCAAAACGAAAUGACAAAUUGUUACAACGAGCGCGAAAUCCACUACAUCGCCAAAAGAGAUUGUUAGGGGAGUCUGAAUCGUCAGAUGAAGACGAUAAUGAAGAAACCCAACAAAUAACUGCAACGCUCAAUGACGCGGAAGAGUGUGUUAUUCGUGGUCGACUUAUGAAUCUAGUUAACUUUAGAAAGAUAGCCAAGACCGCAGUCAAAAUAUUCUUCCCAUCGAAAAAAAAGACCGCCGAUAUCGAGUCGCAAUACUGGAAGCUUGUGCUUCUCGGCAAUGAGCACGUGUGCGUCAAUACUGCGUCGAUUGACACUGGAACAGAUGGCCAUGGAUUUACCAAUAAUAAAAAUGAGCCUUACGGCAAACAUCCAUGGAAUUUAAAGAUGAUGAGUCAGCAUCAUGACAAUGUUCUCCGUUUGCUCGGUCCCGUACUAGGAGUUACACUUCCCACCCUUCAGUUCGGCAUGAUUUACUCAACAAGUUGCUGGCAUCGAGACCCCCAUGGUCUGCCUUGGAUGGAGUACAUGCAUAUGGGACCUCCAAAGAUAUGGUAUGGUAUACCGGAUACGGAGAGUACCAGAUUUCGGCGCGCGGUGGAAAACCUUUGUCCGACUGCUUGUCAGAACAAAUCAAUAUGGCUCCCAUCAGAUAUAACAAUGAUCCCUCCACCCCUUUUGCUGGAGCGGAAAGUCUCGAUGGCACGUGUAGUUCAAAAACCGGGAGAAUAUAUCGUGGUGCUCCCGAAAGCAUAUUCGAGCUCCAUCUGUACAGGCUUUACUGUCUCGGAGAGUGUUUAUUUCGCGACCAGUUAUUGGGUUAAAACUGUUAACCAUGUUUUUCAAGAGUUGCGUGAAAGUUGUGAACCCACUAUGUUCUCGCUGGAACAACUGCUGAUCGCUUUAGCUCGCGACAAGGACGCCUCACUCACAAUGCUGCAACUGGUGCAUGAAAACUUCUCCGCUAUUCUCACCGAGGAGCUCGAGAAUCGACGUCAGCUUGAAAAGCACGGACUUAGGGCUCGCCCGCUUCAACCCGAACGACAAAAUACACCGGGUGCCUGGAAUGCAAAUGAUAAUGAAUGCGAAGUAUGUCGCACAACACUAUAUCUAUCCCGGGUGAGAGGUGUUUUUCGCAAAAAAAGCUCGGUCUGCCUACGUCACGCUUUGCAAGUCCUCGACAGCAAGGAUAAAAAAAUUGAAAGGCGUGAGACUGAAGAGUUUGAAAUGGAAUAUUUCAUCAAAACCACCGAAUUAAAAGCUUUGAUCUCAUCAGUCAUACAAAGGUUAACUUUACCACUUCAACAACAACGACAACAACAAGAAGAAUAAGGUCAUCCAUGUGUUUUAAGUUUUGAACCUAUUUUGCUGACAAGAACUAAAUUAAACUAGUCUUAAAAUUAAUUUAAAUUUAGAAAAGCCUACUAAAAUAACAAGUUAGUUAUUGGCAAGUUUAAAUGAUUAAAUUUCGUUUAUUUUUCAAUGAUACAUGUAUAACAGUGUAAAUAGAUCGAAAUGCGUAAUAGUGUCAUAUGAAGAAUUGAUUGAAUAACAUAUCUCGCGUUUAUAAAAAAAAAAUAUUAAUUUUAUAAACACACCCACAGUAAAUAGAUUAUAAAAUAUGAAAAGACCUUAGAACGCCUUCGUACUGGUCUUAAAAUUAUCUGAAAAUGAUAGUUAUAUUAAUAUUCUUUUGUUCUUUAAAUUUCGUAAUAUUAACAUUAUUACAAAUUAAUAAUGACAUAAGUUCCGUCUUUCGUAUUAUAAUAUAGUAAUCUAUAUAUUUUAUAUUAAUUUUAGUUUAGGAAUUGGUCCAACAGAAAUGGCACUAAUCCAUCUGUUAAAGUUGAGAUCGUUUAAACCGCCUACUAUACUCAAUAAGUUAAAGGUUUAAAAUAAAUUAAAGUUUUAACUCUUCAAAAAGAAAAAAUGGUGAUUAUAUAGGUUUGAGAAAUAGCUCUUCUAAUUGAAAUUAUAUAAUAAAUAAUUACGUUACGAGUAUUUUUGUUAAAAGAUGCUGUGAAUGCUCUACUUUAUAUGUUUGUAAACAAAGUUACUAAAUGUUGGUUUAGUAUUUUAAAGCUGAUGUCACUUUGUACAGUCAUUCUGAUGCACGCUACACUUUGUCAUACUUUAGAUAUAAUUUUGUUAUACCUUACUUGGUUAUUAUCCUAAGAAAUGUAGUAAUGUGUAACUAACUAUAUUCGGUCAAUUCAGGUGUGAUUUGAUUAAAAAAUUAAUUAUAUUAGUUUCGGAAUACUAUAAUAAAAAUAUACUUACAUUAUUAGAGUAGAUAAAAAUAUUUUUAUUAAAAUUAUACUUGCUACUAGUAAGUUUCAUUUUUAGGAAAGUUAAACUUUUCACAAACUAAAAGUUUUCAUAAAUAAGAGAUACGGUAAGAAAAGGAAUAGAGGACCAAAAUUAUAAAUUUAUUGUACAAAAUAUCAAAAGUAGACUUUUCUUCAUAAUUACAAAAUGAAAUCAUUCGGCUAGCAACAUUCCUAUUCCGAAUAAACUUUAUCAAAUGAUAUUGGACCACGCCUAAAUCAUGUUAAAUGUUCGUAUUGAGAUAUGUGACUUUACAAUUUAUUUAAACUUUAUUGUAUAACUUACGGUAGUUUUCGUGCCGGCUCGCCAAUGGUAUUUAUCUAUAGAGGGCAACUCCAUUAAAGCUUGAAAAAAAACAUUAUUUUAACCUUAAUAUUAUAAGCGUCAUUCGUCAUCAACAAAAUUUAUCAAAUAAAAAUGAACUUAUAAUGAAAUCGACCGAGGUUAAGUUGACCUACACACAGGUAACACUUGUUUAGUUUAGACGUUGGAAAGAAGACUGAGAGACAGUUGUGUUUUCUUGGUUGGGACAAUAUGAUUUUUAUUGUUUGUUUUUUUUUAUUGUAUAUAGUAAUAGUUUUCCUUUCGAAAGCAUUGACAUCAGGAAUUAAUUCAAGAUAUUUUUUAAUUGUUAUCAAGGUAUUUAAUUUUCUUUGUUUUUUACAAAUUAUAUUUUUUAUAUUUUUCUCUACUAUGUCGCACAAUUUUAUUGCUUUGCGCGUUAGUCAGAUAAAUAGGUUAAAUUGAAAUACAAGGACAUCACUUCAUUAAAAAGAGGAUUUAGUUAGUUUAUACUUGUGCCAUUUAUUGUCCGAAGGGCAGAUUUUUAUUUAUUUCACUGUGUGAGUUUUACUUUUCUUUUAUGGACUAUGUUGACAGAUCACGUGUUUAUGAAAUAAUUAUUAAUAGAAUAAGAUUUAGGAUAAGCUAUAUUAUUAUUAAUCAAAUUAUACAUUUUUAGAUGUGUAUCAAUUGUAUACAUACACAUAUACUUCACUUAAUUUUGCAUCAUAUGCAUAACUUGCAAU
Molecule: messenger RNA, 5741 nt
Organism: Nymphalis io (European peacock)
Lineage: Eukaryota; Metazoa; Arthropoda; Insecta; Lepidoptera; Nymphalidae
Gene: Jarid2
Product: protein Jumonji
Exons: 29
Coding region: 55-3717 (1220 amino acids)
Biological process (GO): chromatin remodeling
Cellular component (GO): nucleus
Molecular function (GO): histone demethylase activity; DNA binding
Source: RefSeq, a predicted model, not a curated record